This is a messenger RNA of Oryza sativa Japonica Group (Japanese rice), 3748 nucleotides long. The record is from RefSeq and is a predicted model, not a curated record. NCBI's taxonomy places the organism in Eukaryota, Viridiplantae, Streptophyta, Magnoliopsida, Poales, Poaceae.
CCACGCUCAAGUCUUCGUCAACGCAUGUGAUGCUCCUCCAAGCGACCCACGCCCCCAACUCUUGCUUGCUUUCUCCCACCCUGCAUUGUUGCCUACGAACUCGAAAUUCCUGUCAUGGCGGAGGCGGACCAUGGGGGAGAGAAACCCAUCGCCCACGCCCUGAGAGACGCGCUGUUCCAGUUCGUUGUCAAGUCCAGGAAGCUGGCGUCCCCCAUGUUGCGGGCGUUGGGGCGCGCGUCGACGGGGCCGGUCACCGUCGGCGACGACGAGCUGGCGGCGCUCAGGUCCAUGCUCCGCAGGGUCCACGCCGCGCUCCGCGACGCCGAGAGGCUGUCCGUCGCCGACCACUCCGCCCGACUCUGGCUCGCCGAGCUCGGCGACCUCGAGUACCGCGCCGAGGACGUGUUCGAGGAGCUCGAGUACGAGUGCCGCCGCGCCGCGCAGCUGGAGGACCUCAAGAUCGACCUUCUUCGCGCCGUGGGGGCGGCCCCGACGACGGGGAAGCGGAAGCGGGAGGUCGCGCAACUGUUCGCCGCCGCGCCGGCCGCGCGCCUCCGCCGCAAGAUAGACGACAUCUGGGCGAGGUACGGGGAGAUCGCGUCGGACCGGAAGAGGCUCCGGCUAAGGCCCGGCGACGGCGCGGCGAGGCGGCCGGCGGCUGGUGCGCUCGUGCCAAGCAGCUCGCUUCCCCGUGGCGAGAUCCACUGCCGGGAGCGCGACCUCCAGAGGGUGACCGACCUGGUUUGCCGCUGCAAGCCCGACGGCGGUAGAAACUACGCCGUCGUGGCAAUCGUCGGGAUGGCCGGCGUCGGGAAGACGUCGCUGGCGCAGCACGUGUGCAGCGAGGAGGCCGUCGCGUCGCAGUUCGACCUCAAUCUCUGGGCCUGGGUCUCCCAAGAGUUCGACGUCAUCGGCAUGACGGCCAAGAUCGUCGAGGCCAUCACCAGAGCACGCCCCGACUGCUCCGAGCUGAACGCGCUCCACGGAACCAUGGUCGAACACCUGGCGGGCAAGAGGUGUCUGCUCGUCCUCGACGACGUCUGGGACGACAAUCCCAUCCACUGGGACACCAUCACGGCGCCGCUGAGCUGCUGCGCGCCGGGGAGCACAGUCGUCAUCACGACGAGGAGCAAGAUGGUCGCCAAGAUGGUUACCCCCAAUGUGUACCAUCUCGACUGUUUGUCCGACGAACACAGCUGGUACAUGUGCCGGCGACGGGCAUCACGCGGCGGCGCCACCAUCGACGACGAGCUUGCCAGCAUCGGCCAACAGAUUGCCAAGAAAUGCAGAGGCUUGCCAUUGGCAGCAGAGGCAGCAGGCACAACCAUGAACACCUCAGUCACUAGGGAGCACUGGAAUCAUGUCCUGGAGAGCAACCUGUGGGCUGACAACGAUGAGGCCAAGAACAAUGUCCUACCUGCACUCAAGGUGAGCUAUGACCAUCUACCGGCGCCAUUGAAGCGCUGCUUCGCCUUCUGCUCAUUGUUCCCGAAGAGCUUCGUCUUCGACAAGGACGCUCUGGUCCAGCUCUGGACCGCGCAGGGCUUCAUCAAAACCCGAGGAGAAUGCCGGCCUGAAGAUGUCGGCGCCGGUUACUUCUAUGACUUGGUAGCAAGAUGCUUCUUCCAGCUUUCUCCAUCUCAUGGCAUAGGUAAAGGAAAGUAUGUCAUGCAUGACCUGUAUCAGGAGCUUGCGCAAUUUGUUUCAGGCCAUGAAUGUAGGAUGAUACAUCAACUAAACCUGACUGGAGCCGACAAGACGACUCGCCAUUUGUCCAUCGUCCACGACGAGUCAAAUUCCGACAAAGAACUAUUGUUAAAAUCAUUUUGUAGCCCCGAUCUAAGAACAUUCCUUUUUCUUGCAAGAAUGGAACAGGUCAUCCGUGGAGAAAUGCCAUACAGAAGAAAGAUUGUUCCCUGUGGACUGGUCACAGAUUUUGAAUGUCUAAGAGUUCUAGGUUUGAGCAACACUGACAUUGUAGAGGUACCAAAGUCUAUUGGAAGUCUAAUACAUCUCAGGUACCUUGGCCUGGAUAACACUGGAAUCCAGAUGCUGCCAGAGUCAGUAGGUGCCCUCUUCCACCUGCAGACAAUCAAGCUUAACCAUUGCUCAUCCCUCACUCAGUUGCCACAAGGCAUUAAGCUCCUGCUGAACUUAAGAUGCCUGGAGAUUGCACAUUCCAAUGUACAAAUGCCAUCUGGGAUCAGAGUACUGACUAGCCUACAGAAGCUGCCUAUUUUCAAAGGAUGUUCUGUUCAAGGAACCAUUUUGCAGCCUUUCUGAAAAUAUUUGCCACCUUUCACUUGUUCUUUCAGACUCCAACGCUGUUGUGCUGACUAAAGAACUUGGACAUCUGCAGGCCCUUAUGGUUGUCAGGUGAUCUGCAUCAGAGUACUCAGGUUCGUUUAUGCCGCUUUUGAAAAUAUUGGGUUUGGAUUAUUUUCUCGUCAAAACCAGAUUUUUUAAGAGCACUGAAUUUGAGCGGUACAACAACAGUAGAAUUGACCAGUUCUAUUAUUGGGAGGAUGAAAGACUUAAGAUUCUUGGCUCUGAACAACACAAAGACAGAGAGUCUCCCAAUCCCAACUGAUUGUUCAGAUAGGUCAGUUAAACACCCUUCAGACAUUGGAACUCAAGGAUUGUUGCUGCCUCAUUGAGUUACCGUAAAGCACAAAGAAUUUGACCAAGCUGCGACACCUUGAUGUUCGAAAGAAACCAGGAAAUGUUCAUGUUAGAAUGGCUUCUGGGCUCGGGCAACUAACUGAUCUGCAAACAGUAACAGUAUUUAAUAUUGGGGAUGAUUUAUCACAUUGUUCAAUUGGGGACCUGAAGAAUCUCUGUAGACUAAGGGGACAUAUUCAUAUAACAGGGCUUCAGAAUAUUACUGCAGGCGAUGAUGCCAAAGAAGCAAAUCUAGUAGUAAUCAAUUCCUAGAAGCUUUGACACUAGAAUGAUGUUGCAGCAGCGAGGAAUUGGAAGAUGACAGUGACAAAGAAAUUGUUAAUCAGGUCCAAAAUCUUCAGCCUAACACUAGCCUUUUUGAGCUAGCUAUACAAAAUUAUCCUGGCAAUUUAUUCCCUAUUUGGAUUCAGGAUUCUUCCCUUGGCAUGCUGGUGUCAAUUACGAUCGAUGACUGCCAAAAUUGUAAUGAGAUCCCAUAUCUUGGUGAUCUUCCAUCUCUUAAAUAUCUCUUCAUACAGAAAAUGUAUGUUGUUGAAAGCUUUGGACAAAGAAGUAACUCUUUGACUACUGAUGGGAGAUGUACUGAAUCUUUGGGAGAUAUACUCUUUGCAAUUCUGGAAUGGAACAAGCAAGGACGAUUUCCCACGGCUUCGUUGUCUCUCUGUCAGUAGAUGCCCAAAACUAAGUAAUUUGCAGCGACGAAUGACACAGCAGCUCAGGUGUUGCAGUACCUCAGACCCAAUUCAAAUCUGGAGGAGCUCAUCAUGAAAGGUUAUAAUGGAUCAUCAUUCCCAUCAUGGGUAGGGUCUCUACCUUUGGACAGGUUAGCUUCAAUAGAACUCAAAGACUGACAAAAUUGCGAAGAACUACCACCUCCUGGAAGAUUCCCAUCCCUGAAACAUGAUGUGAUACAGUCACUACCAAGUGUCAAACUAGUUGGGCCUGAAUUUCUUGGCAAUGUUGGCGAUAUUAAUUACUUUUUUUUUUGACAAGAAACAGCAAGAUAGGCUCCUACUGUGUUAUAUACUCCCUCCGUUUCGAAAUGUUUGACACCGUUGACUUUUUA